AUCGCGAAGUCCCUCGGCUCCCAAUAGAGCACGUUGUUCCUUUUGAUCGUAGCGCAGCUGAUAGCUAUGGCGGACUCCGGCUCGCAGCUCACCUGCUUAACGUGCAAAGUACUCUUCGCCACCGGAGAACUUCAGAGAACCCACUACAGAUGUGAUUGGCACAGGUACAACUUGAAACGUAAAGUCGCUUCCCUACCUCCGGUGUCGGCGGAAGAAUUCGCGAGGCGUGUUCAAGCUCAACGAGCUCAGGAUGAACAGAAUAAUCGUCAGGAGCCGGGUCACUGCAAGGUCUGCAAAAAAACGUUCGCGUCCCAGCAAGCGUUGGAGAAUCAUUAUCAAUCGAAGAAGCAUCACGAUCAGUUGAAGAAGAUCGCUUCGGGUGAAGCUCAUUUGCGCAGGGGACCGCUCCGCAUCAGACCUCCCGUAACAGAGACGUUAGAGAUAAAAACUCGAGUAUCCGAUGAAUCAGUUGGGGAAGAUGACUGGGAGGACAUCGAUGAGGAUGAAGUCAUGGAGGAGAACCCCUCUGAUGAGGGCGAGCGAGUAGAAAAUCGAUUAGAGAAAGACAAGCUCUUGAUGGAGCCCAAGCUAGAGGACUGUAUACCGAUCCAUGUAUGUCUGUUCUGCAAUCGAAAAUCUGUCGACUCGGAGGGAAACCUCGAACACAUGGCUAAAGCGCACAGUUUCUUCAUACCGGAUCCAGAUUAUCUUGAAGAUUUGGAAGGUCUCCUGAAAUACUUAGGUUACAAAGUUGGCGCUCUGAAAGUCUGUUUGCUCUGCGACAGUGACCAGAAGACACCAUUCCGGACGAUACAUGCAGUUCAACAGCACAUGCUCGACAAGGGUCACACCGCAAUGUUCUUCGACAGUGCACUGGAGUACAGCGACUUCUACGAUUUCUCUUCCACGCACCCCGAAGGGGCGGACGCCGAUGAGGAAUUCAAUCCAGAACUGCUACAGAUGAAUCCCGAUUGGUCCUUGCAAUUACCAUCCGGAGUUUUCAUCGGACAUCGAUCACUCGCGAGAUACUAUCGUCAGAAUCUCCCGCCUGAGCGUCCUGGAAUGGCCCGGAAUCGAGGAGCCUUGCUAUUCCAGAACUAUAAGGCGCUGGGGUGGACUGGCGCCUCGACCAAGGAGCAGGCGAUGGCAAAGGCGAGAGAUCAGAAGUUUGCCCAGAAAGUUCUCCGUCAGUCCUACUUGAAGCUCGGAGUUAAGGCAAACAAACUCCAGCAUCAUUUCCGACAGCAAGUCAUGUUCUAGGACAGGGCCCUCCGGAAUGUCUGCGGAAGGCGGGAAUUUCGAGAAGCGUGCUCGCAUGAACAGCCCCCGUGCAUUCUCGCGAUUGAUGUUGAUUGUUGCUGCGGUUUCCAUUAUGAGAAUACAGAAUGAUCG
Molecule: messenger RNA, 1392 nt
Organism: Galendromus occidentalis (western predatory mite)
Lineage: Eukaryota; Metazoa; Arthropoda; Arachnida; Mesostigmata; Phytoseiidae
Product: zinc finger protein 622
Exons: 3
Coding region: 67-1260 (397 amino acids)
Biological process (GO): ribosomal large subunit biogenesis
Cellular component (GO): preribosome, large subunit precursor
Molecular function (GO): nucleic acid binding; zinc ion binding
Source: RefSeq, a predicted model, not a curated record